Symbiodinium sp. CCMP2456 is the source of this 1530-nucleotide messenger RNA. The record is from the annotation of a GenBank genome assembly. Lineage: Eukaryota; Dinophyceae; Suessiales; Symbiodiniaceae.
AUGGCCCGAAUUCCAUUGUGGUCGAAGCAUGACGUUCUGCAGCGCACGCCGGAGCUUCAGGCUGUUCAGGCGCAUGUCGACAAGGAGAGGAAGGACCUGGCAAGUAUUCCGCCUCUCAGUGAGGUGGAUGGUCUGUGGGAUGCAGCUGGGCCGAACGGCUUUGUGACGCAUCGCUUGGGCGCCCUGAACGGCUGGUGCUCGGGUUUCAAGGCGCCCCACCCUGGAUGCCAGGCUUUGGCCCAUCUGGCUGCCAGUAUCCCUACGCAUUGUUUCUCAUGUCAUGAGGAAGCCGGCGAGCAGUCGUUCAUCCAUCCCUUUGUCGCGAGGUGCGACGCUCGCCAGGAAGAGCUCGAAAGCCUUGUGGCGCCUUCCUCGACUGGGCCCCCGGCAGAGAGCUUGAGCAUUGCAGACUUGGAGCAUGCGUGGCUGCUGCUCUGCCACGUCGCUUGCGCAUACCGGAGCAUGAAAGCGCACUCCGACCCCAAAGUCGUGGUGGAUGCUGUUGCCAGCACGUCCGGGCCGCCACGUCCUGCUGCACUCGCGAAGGAGCUGGAGAAUGACUGGCUGGAAAAUGUGGCAAAGCAAUUCGCGGAAAUCAUUGAUCGUCCUUUUCACGGAGUACCCGAGUAUGCGGAGUUGGUGCUCAACAAUUGGUACGUCCCAGGUUACCCGAGCAAUGGCAAGGAGGGCGAAGCCUUCAUCAUUUCUCGGGAAAACAUCCAUUUGGUUCAGCCGGCAUGCCGAUUCCUGGCUUUGCCGGAUGAGGAGUGGUACAGGAAGCUCCACCUUGUGCUGGAAGCGGAGGGCGGUCGCGCCAUCGCAGCCGCACACCAGUCGAUUCGAAGUGCCAUGAAGCAGCGGAACAACCGUGAGAUUGUUGGUUCGCUCUGCCAGCUCGCGAGUGACAUCGACUGUCUUAGUGAGUUCCAGCGGAAUCAAUUUGACAACAAAGACUCGCGCGGAGAAGCUAUCAUGAUGCAACGAUUGCGGCCUUUCGUCAGUCCGAAUUUGGCCGACACAGAAUUCGCAGUAUGGAUUUAUACGGAAGGAUCUUCGCCCUUGCUACCGGCCCUACACGCAAUUCUUGGGCUGCGUAAGCUGGAUGGAAUCUCGGGCCCACUGCAGGAACAUUGGCAGCAGCAGGGGCGAGUGUGCAUGCCGGCAAACCAUCGCGACUUCCUCGACAGCCUGGAAAACGAGCAGUCAGUACGAGCCUACUGUCUCCGCGAAUGGAGACACGAAUCGGUGGAGGGGAUUGCUGCUCUUGAGGAUGCUUUUAACAACUGCAUCGAGGCCCUCCUGCGGUAUUGUUCCCUUCGGCAGAGGCUGGUUCUCAGGAUGUUCCCAGGCGUGGCGAAGAUCAAGAAUCUAAGUGCUGAGCAAGAGCAGGUGAUCCGCACGGGGCGAGUGUCAUUGCUCCAAAUGCGGCGGGUAGCUGAUGCACAGAGGAUGCAUUUGUCCACAAAAGCGCUCUCUGGGUUGUUGCCGAACGUCGGCGGACCGCCGAAGUUUGAGACGUGCGGCUACUAG